Besnoitia besnoiti is the source of this 2967-nucleotide messenger RNA. Its product is annotated as tetratricopeptide repeat-containing protein. The coding region runs from base 1 to 2967 and encodes 988 amino acids. The record is from RefSeq and is a predicted model, not a curated record. NCBI's taxonomy places the organism in Eukaryota, Apicomplexa, Conoidasida, Eucoccidiorida, Sarcocystidae. The transcript is spliced from 10 exons. Gene Ontology annotation, molecular function: nucleotide binding; protein binding.
AUGAUGUCCCCGAGCGCGCGCUCUGAGUCGAAGGAACCGCAGGGCUCCUCUGCGGAGGCUCCGUCCAUCUUUGAAGGUUCAGGCAUCGCCACGGUCGGCGGGGAGGCGCCAGUCGAGCAGAAUCCGUCGGAGAAGUUCUGCGUAGAGAAGGACACGCUGCUGUGCGAGUCAGUGCUUUGGAAGAUGCUUCAGAAUUACUACAAGCAGAUGGCGAUCAAGGCGUGGUCUCAGGACUACGUCCCGAGCUUCGUGACAAGCAACUCGCGACUCUGCCGGUCCUACGCCCGCAUCAUCUUUAACUUCCUCCAAGAUCUCUUUGCGCGCCAGCGAAACACGCCGGACGAGAGUCCCUUCUCGCGCGCCAUCAUUCUUGAGAUCGGUGGUGGGCACGGCCGCUUCACGUUUCUGCUCCUCCGUGCGCUUCUCCGCUAUAAGCACCUCUUCAGAGACCUCGGCCUGCCGGAGAAGCCCUUCCUCUACGUCUUCUCCGAUGUCGCGGAGGCGAACGCUGACUUCUGCGCGAAGCAUCCCGCCUUCCAGACCCUCGUCCGCGAGGGCUGGCUCGAUUUUGCUGUCUUUGAUGGAAACGACCAAAACGCGAGUCUUCAGCUGAUCUGCAGCAAAGAAAUCGUUCCCGUGGGGACGCCGAUCGUCGCCGUUGCCAACUACGUCUUCGAUUCCCUGCUGACCGACGGAUGGAGAGUCUCUCCAGGGAAGGACGUGGAGUUCCACCGCGCGGCGGUCUCCGUUUACUCGCCACAAGUCGAGCCAGAUCCGACGGCAGCGGAGAUCAUGGUGCGGAUGAGUCUGGGGUGGAGCUGGCAGCCUGUGGACCUCGACGCGGCUUGUGCGCCGGGCGACGCGGGUCGGCCCUCGGCGUAUCUGCGAGAGGAUCCAAACAUCCGACAGGUGCUUGAAAGGUACCGGGCGCUGGACAAGACACUGUCCUUUGUGCUGCCCGUGGGGGCCUUUGCGCUCUUUCGAAAUCUGCUGCGACUCAGCGGGCGCCGCCUGUUUUGUCUGAUUGGAGACAAGGGGUACCCCACCGCGGACGAGUUCGUCGGCGAACGCGACCCGCAUAUUGCCAUCCACGGCUCCAUCUCCUUCAUGCUCAAUCUCCACGCCGUCAGGCUCUACUUUGACGCCCUGGGCGGAUUCUCCAUGGCUACGCCCUACCGAGACACCUUCCAGGUGACUGGCCUGUGGUUCUGUGGUAGCGAACCCGAUAUGCCUCGCUCGCGCGCCGCCUUCCUCGACGACCUCGAAGACAUGGCCCCCGACAGCCUCAUUCAGUGGCAGCGAUCCUGCCAAGAGGCCGUCGCCAACGGAGGCGACACCGCCGUGAACAUCAAGGAGUUGAUUUCGCUCCUGCGCUACUCGGGGCACGACGCGGACAUUCUGCUGAACUUCCACUCCUCCUUCACCAGCCAGUGCGUGCAGCCAUUCAUCAGCUCGCGGACUGAGCAAGAUCUCCUGUUUGACCUUGACCAGGUCUACAACAACUGGUACAAACUGAAGAAGGGCGAGGACGUCGCAGAUCUCUGCGCUCACCUCUGCAUGCGCCUCGGGCGCUGCGACGCCGCCGUCAAGUACCUCAAGGGAAGCCUCGAGGCCUGCCCCGAAGGCGUUCACAGCGCGACCUUCGUGAACCUCGCCUCCUGUCACAAGGUGCUGGGCAACAUCGGGGAAGGUGUGAGGUGCUGCGAGAAGGCACUCGAGCUGCAGCCAGACUACCAGCAGGCGAAUGACAUGCUCAUGACGCUCAGGAUGUGCGAAAACCCAAUCACGGUUGCCUUCGUCGGAAUCGGCUACUGGACCAAGUACGAGGCGAUUCAUCUGCUUCGCAGAGACCGCCGCAUCAAGGUUGCGGCGUUGUAUGGAUUCAAGCAAUCCGAGACAGAGACUUUCAAGGAGCGUCUCGCGCUGGAGGACGUCGACGUCUACCACGGGUCUGCGGGCCUGAAGGAUCUGCUGGCGCGCGCAGACAUCCAAGCGAUUGUUCUCGACGUCCACGGCGAACUUUUGCCCUCAUUCUUGCCGCGGAUCUUUGAGGCAGGGAAGCACGUACUGUCGCGCUCUCCGCUGGGGCUGAGAAUCGCCACGGGCUGGAAGCUGAUUGAGUCGUACAAGCCCUUCGCGUCGCAGCUCGUCUGGCAUGCCGUGGAGAACUCGCGCGUGGAGGACGCGUUCUUCGAGGCGCAUCGCCUCCUCGCAGACCUCGGCGAAGUCUCCACGGUCUCUGUGCACUGCGCGACGGACCUUUUCCUCCACGCGGCGACUAAGGGAAGCGACAGCUCACCCUGCUUCCCCUACGACGCGAAAGACCACCUGGCUCUGGAGCUGCUGCGCUGCAUCUCUGCGAUUCGCACUAUCACUGGCGAGCAGCUGGCGAGCGUUGGGGUCUUCUUUGGAGGCGCUGCCUCUUCGCGGGAAGAAGGAAGCGGCGCUGGCGAGUCGACGGAGAACCCCAAGAUGACGAAGCUGCACCGAGACGCUCCGCGCCUCACUGGAUGGCUGCAGUUCACUUCGAAACACUCAGCAAACAGCCAAAUUCCGGCGAGCUUCGUCAUUACAAACUCAGUCGGCGACAACAGCCUGAAGUACACCAUCUGCUGUGCGCGAGGCACUCUGAUGAUAUCGAAGAGCAUGUCAUCUUGGAAACUCAACACCACGGUGGACUCGACGACGACUUCGGUCGCCGUGCAAAGCAUCGGACACCAAAACAGCCACGACGCGUGGCUCACUGAUCUCUACUCUUCGCUUCACGAGAAGAAAGCGCCGGCGCCGCAAGAUGAGCAGCACUUAGUCGAUGUAACAGUCAACGCAGCCCUCGCGGACUGCGCGGUCAUCGACGCAAUUCUCACAUCCAUACAGAAAGGCGGCUUCCCUGUGCGAUUUGCUGUAAAGAAACUGGGUACAGACAAGGCGGGAGCGUGCUGUGCAGCCUCCGUCGAAACUGCAGUUUAA